This is a messenger RNA of Aspergillus sclerotioniger CBS 115572, 1512 nucleotides long. RefSeq names its product cytochrome P450. The record is from RefSeq and is a predicted model, not a curated record. The transcript is spliced from 6 exons. Gene Ontology annotation, molecular function: monooxygenase activity; heme binding; iron ion binding. NCBI's taxonomy places the organism in Eukaryota, Fungi, Ascomycota, Eurotiomycetes, Eurotiales, Aspergillaceae. Bases 1 to 1512 code for a protein of 503 amino acids.
AUGGAUUCUAAAUCUGGCAGCCUUGGGGCUGUAAUCACUGCUUGCGGACUCGCUCUGCUGGCUUAUUCAAUAAGCCUAGGGUUUUUCAGAUUGUUCAUUCACCCACUUGCCAGAUUUCCAGGCCCACGAUUGGCCGCUUUGACAUCCUGGUACGAGCUUUAUUGGAAUGUUGUGAAAGGGGGCAAGUUUCUGUGGGAAAUUGAACGACUUCAUCAGCGCUAUGGACCAAUCGUCCGCAUCAAUCCGGAUGAGCUACACAUCGCCGAUCCCGACUUCUACCACGAAGUGUACGCCCCGCCAUGGAAGAAACAAGACAAGGAGAGAAACUACGUCCAGCUCGGAGGACAGGCAGGCUCAGCCCUGACAACAGUGGACCACGAUCUUCAUCGAUUACGAGCCUCCGCUAUAGUCCCAUUCUUCUCCAAACAGGCCGUCGAAAACAUGGAGCCACUCAUCAAAAGCAAAAUAAAUCGCCUCUGCGCAUACUUCGACACCUGCAUUGGAGAGGGCAAUGUGGUGAUAUUCAGCCACGCUGCGCUCGCAUUGACCGUGGAUGUCAUUUCCAGCUACGCCUACGGCGAGAGCUACGACUGUCUUGAACGAGCUGAUCUUGGAUCGGAGUUUCGGGAGAUUUUGGUCUCCGCGAACGAGGGAUAUGCGAUCCUGCGGCAUUUUCAUUGGCUGCAUGCCGUCAUGCAUUGGCUUCAUCAGUGGGGUUGUACUACCUCGCCUUACAUCAGGUGGCAGAAGCGCAUUGCGGACCAGACUGUUUCGGUUUGUAAGCUCCAUAGGGAGGGGAGGUUGCCGGCUGGGACUGUAUUCCAGGCUAUUUUGGAUAGUAAUCUUCCUGAUGCAGAGAAGGAAUCGUGGAGGUUGAAUAUUGAGGCGCAAACAUUGCUUCAUGCAGGUAGUGAGACUUCGGCUAAGACGCUUGAGAUUAUUAUGUUUUACCUUCUUGAUGAUGUUGUCAAAUUGGAGCGACUUAGGGCUGAGCUGAAGACGGUUAUGCCCGAUCCGACAAGCCCUGUUUCGUGGAAUCAGCUGCAGUCUCUGACGUAUAUGUCAGCUGUCAUUCAAGAAGGCAUCAGGUUACAAUUUGGAAUCACGACCAGAAGCCCGCGGAUCUCCCAUACCGCGCUUCAAUACAAGGACUGGAUCAUUCCCGCCGGAACACCUGUCAGCACGCUGACUUGGUUUGUUCACACCGACGAAACUCUAUUCCCCCGUCCAUUUGAAUUUGAUCCCGAUCGGUGGAUAAGGGCUGCACAAGGUGGCACCAGACUGGACAAAUACCUGACCUCCUUUGGCAAAGGCAGUCGACGCUGUUUAGGCAUCAACUUGGCAUAUUGUCAGAUCACUAUCACCCUGGCGAUGCUCAUCCGGCGUUUCCAGUUCCGGCUGUUUGAAACUACCGUCGAGGAUGUUACACCAGCUCGCGACUGCUUUAUUGCUUAUGCCGCGAAGGGUCGGAAAGGUGUACGAUUGAGGGUGGUUGGGCGAGUCGAUCGGUAA